Molecule: messenger RNA, 3873 nt
Organism: Scatophagus argus
Lineage: Eukaryota; Metazoa; Chordata; Actinopteri; Scatophagidae
Gene: tmtops2b
Product: teleost multiple tissue opsin 2b
Exons: 4
Coding region: 684-1820 (378 amino acids)
Biological process (GO): visual perception; G protein-coupled receptor signaling pathway
Cellular component (GO): photoreceptor outer segment; membrane
Molecular function (GO): G protein-coupled receptor activity
Source: RefSeq, a predicted model, not a curated record
GUGGAUGUGUUGGCCCUCCCUCGUCAUUAUCUGGGCUAUCAAAGAAGUACCCUGCUGUCAGAAAACUAUAUAAAUGUAAUAAAUAAAGGGACAACUCAGGGACACAAACAAACACACACACAUACACCUCCCCCAUGGCCCCCUGUCAUCCAAAUACCUCGUGACGUAAGACUCCCCUUUAAAAGAUGCUGCAUAGCGCAACUGAGCUCACUUAACACUUCAUCCAUCGAGUCUUCAUUGUCAGCGAGGAUUACAAUUCAUCUUAAAAAUGAUGACCAGGGGAUGAGAUCAGAUUCCACCAAACAUAAAGCAACAGUUAGGAAAAGGUUGAGUUGUGUAAACUGAGGUGAAUAAUGGCAGCUUUGCCAACACCUUAAGGCGUCAAAAGAAGCUUGUGAGCUUACUAAACCUUGCUGAAUCCGGUGAUGCGUUAAGGAAACAGGUGGUCUACUUCAUGUGCCCUUCGUGUGUUUUUUAGCCUUCUAGUCAGUUUUUCAUGAACGAGUUAUCAGCCAUAUGCUUUCAGCAUCACUGGGGAAAUGUGCGUUUUGAAAACCUGAAGCGCGCUUCUGUCCCAAAAGAAAAACAGCAUGGAGAAAGCCCUAAGCAGAAACUUUCCAGUAGAACAAAGUGACCAACCAUAACUACUGAAACGGAUCCAGAGUGAAGACGAGCUCCGAUGAAUGGACAGCAGGAUGUUUUCUGGUCAGGCUGGUCUUAAUUACAGCUUCAACCUGAGCGAUGACCGGGAGCUGCUGGACGCCCCGGCUGGCAGCGCGAAGCUCUCCCCGACGGGCUUCGUCGUGCUGUCCGUGGUGCUGGGCUUCAUUAUGACUUUCGGCUUCCUGAACAACUUCAUUGUGCUGCUUCUGUUUUGCAAAUUCAAGAAGCUGCGAACACCGGUGAACAUGCUGCUGCUGAACAUAAGCGUGAGCGACAUGCUGGUGUGUGUGUUCGGCACUACGCUCAGCUUUGCCUCCAGUAUCCGCGGAAAGUGGCUGCUGGGGCGCAGCGGCUGCAGCUGGUACGGCUUCAUCAACUCCUGCUUUGGUAUUGUUUCGCUGAUCUCUCUGGUAAUCCUGUCCUACGACCGCUACAGCACUCUGACUGUAUACAACAAGCGGGGGCCAAACUACCGCAAGCCCCUGCUGGCUGUCGGUGGCUCUUGGCUGUACUCCUUGUUCUGGACAGUGCCCCCUCUGCUGGGUUGGAGCAGCUAUGGCAUAGAGGGGGCAGGAACCAGCUGCUCUGUGUCCUGGACGGUUCAGACAGCCCAGUCGCACGCCUACAUCAUCUGCCUCUUCAUUUUCUGCCUUGGUUUACCUGUUCUGGUGAUGAUCUACUGCUAUGGCAGGCUCUUACUGGCAGUCAGACAGGUCGGUAAGAUCCGAAAGACUGCAGCCCGAAGGAGAGAAUACCACAUCCUGUUCAUGGUUCUGACCACAGCAGCCUGCUACCUGCUGUGCUGGAUGCCGUAUGGAGUCGUGGCCAUGAUGGCAACAUUCGGCCCGCCAAACAUCAUCAGUCCUGUGGCCAGCGUGGUGCCCUCGCUACUGGCCAAGAGCAGCACUGUUAUCAAUCCCCUCAUCUAUAUACUUAUGAACAAACAGUUCUACAAGUGUUUCCUGAUUCUGUUUCACUGUGAUCACUGGUCAGUGGAGAACAUGUCGCUGCCCUCCAAGACCACAGUAAUCCAGCUCAACCGAAGAGUCUACAGCAACACGGUGGCCUGCACUGCCCAGAUCUCCAAUGACACUGUCAAACAGUGCUGCAGCAAUACAGUCACCAAGCACACAACGCCGCCUCAGGUCAGCACCUGAGACUGAAUGUCCUCAACAUGACAGGAAACACCCUCCUGAUGAGGAAGCACUGGCUCAGCUCGAAAUCUACACACAACGUCAACUGUCCUGGAAUGUGGACUAAAGCACAAUAGAUAUAGAAAGUAAAUGUAUUUAAUGUGUUUGUACAGAUAAGAAUCUUUAGUUUGGGUUCUUAUGUUUGUUUGGACAUGCAAGACACAGAAAAUGCAUGUUUUAUAUACCCUGCGUGGCCAAGCGUACGCCGACACCUGCACAUCACACCCAUAAGUGAUUGUUAAACAUCUCUUUCCUAACCCAUCAAAAUGCUGCUGUAAGAACAUUAUUUUUUUUUUCUCGAAAGCUUUCCACAAGAUUUAGGAACCUGGCUGCAGAGUUUUGCUGCCAUUCAGCCACAAUGUGAGGUCAGGCACUGAUGUUGGCUGAUGAGGCCUGGAUUGCAGUCGGCUCCACACCAAAUGGUGUUUGAACGGUUUUGGUCAGGAUCCUCUGUGGGCCAGUCAAGUUCUUGUUCACCAAACUCUGAAAACCAUUUCUGUAUGGACUUCAUUGCAUGCAUGGGAAAACGUACUGUUGACAUAGGAAAGGAUCUUCCUAAAACUGUUGCCACAAAGUUGGAAGCACACCAUAUAGUGUCUUAAAUAUAGUUGUGCUAUACUGUCACGAUUUCCCCUAAUUGGAGCCAGGAAGCACAAGCCCCAAAAAACAGCCCCAGAUAUGAAGAGUUUUAUGUGUUUUUAGUCAGGAAAAUACUUUCCUUUCAGUAUUUACUAUUUAUUUCAUUUCAAAAUUGUAGUAGUUGAUAGCUAAAGGUUUAAAGGAUGUCAUUGUUUAAAUAGACAUAUACUCUUAAGUACACUGGAUGCAGGGUGAAAAUGUUUUGAUCUCUGAUAUCUACACAUAAGUCUUUCAAAAUGAUAAUAUAUGAUAACAUUUAUGUUGCGUUCAAAUUUGAUUUGAAUUCCUUUAGAAAUCCAGAAUCUUUCCCAGCCAUAUUUUCUGCAAAACAAAAAUCCAAGUGCCUAUUCUGUUGCGCUAUAGUUUGUCAUUAUGCUAAAUAGAUGUUUGCCUCUUCAGUCAGAGUCUGCCAGUGGACUGAUGAACUCAUCAGUCAGCUUCCAUCGUUUCCUCCUUUUUCCAGCCUGUAGGUUGCUAUGACUAUAAAUGCAGCUGAAUCCUAAAAAUUUUCACACAAAGACUUGAUUCUAAAAUGAACUUUGAACUUGUAGAUACUCAAAAUGUCUGCUUGGUAGGCUUUCCUGUGUUAGUGUUCCCUUAUUUGAUAUAGAUACUUUGACAUAUUUUGCAUGAUUUUGUUGCAUGUGUCUUUGUGUGUUAAAUUCCAAACUGAUCUGAAAUACAAAGAGACACAUGUAUUCAGGUAAAGAGCUCUGCCGUCUAUAAUAGUGACUGGUUACACCUGUGGCCUCACUAGUAAGGACAAACUAUGGCACAAGUGGAGGGAGGAGGCCAUGGGAGGUUUCCAUCAUGGGGCAUUUGGCCUGUGAAGUGGACCGACUAUGACCACUGCCGCAGUUAGCAAAAGGAGGGGACAUGGGAUGCCCAGUGGCUCAUAUUUCACCUGAUUUUAGUUUCCCAUGAGGCCCGUCUGAGACUGCAAAAAGAAAAAUUGUGGUGUUUGACUACAAGGCAUACAGUACGACACAACUAUGAUGCAACACGUUCACAUAGCUAAGUCAAGUUUGCAAAAGUCACAGAGAAAUGCACCAGGGAUUUGGAAUUCGCAAAUAUACUGGUGACAGAAAGUGCUGAAAUUUUAUGGGCGGACUGAAACGUUCUUGAAAAACUGUGCACAUAUUAAGCUUAUGUUGGAUCCAGAUGUGCUGAAGAUGCUUCGCUUUGAAACGUCAUUGACCGACCUUCUCACUGCAGGUUGAAGAUGAAACCCUGAUGAUGAGAGGCCAAAUUAGUGUUCUGCAAACUGACUUGAGUCAGUUCCAGCUGUGAAUGAAUGCUAACCUAAGUGACUCUAAAGGAUAGACAAUUUAUUGUAUUUUAUUGUUGCAUUUAAUUGUUUUAAUAAAUAUUAUUGCUG